This is a messenger RNA of Coniophora puteana RWD-64-598 SS2, 801 nucleotides long. RefSeq lists its product as uncharacterized. The record is from RefSeq and is a predicted model, not a curated record. NCBI's taxonomy places the organism in Eukaryota, Fungi, Basidiomycota, Agaricomycetes, Boletales, Coniophoraceae. The transcript is spliced from 6 exons. Bases 1 to 801 code for a protein of 266 amino acids.
AUGCCUCCAAUUUGUUUCAGAAUCACAACAACCUCAACAACAACCAUAACACGUCGGUUUGAAGUCGUUGUCGAAGUCGACACCGAGCGACGUACUUCCACCCCAGCCACGCAUACCCCACCAUCGAGGACGUCUGAACGUUCUAUACCUGCAUCGGCGCCCCAGACACCACAUGGAACCAACGACAGGCGUAUUCGCUUAGUCCUUCCUGCCCCCCGAUUGCCUGAUGAAGCACACGGGCCAUCGCCAGCGCACACAUCAUCGAGACGUGAAAGUCACGAACGCAGUGCCAGUCCCGACAGGGUGCACGAGCUGGUGUCAAUGCGCACGACAUUUAGCAUGCCGGCCUUCGAUAUCGUCCCUCGACAACUGGAGGGAAAGAUGCAUCGGCUUCGUUUGUGGCUCGACGGCCGCUAUGCAGCCCACCACAGCCACCUCAAUGUCUAUCAUCCCACCGAGCUCCCGUUACCUGAGCCUCAAGACAACCAAAGUUACUUUGUUGUGUUCCGUGGUUUGCAGACGGGGGUGUUCUAUACACGGCAUGAACUUCAUCAACGCGUUCGACGCGUGGAGGGCGCAAGAUGGGCAGAGUACGAUAAUCUCACCGAUGCCAUGGUCACCUACCGUGCGGCAUAUGACGAUGGCGCUGUCAUCGCUAUACUGCAUCUGCUAUCUACUGCCCCCAAUGCUAGUCAAGUGCCCGAGAUCGUGCAUGAGUGCUAUAUUUCAGUUUGUGAGAUGAGGAGGUUGGUGCACGGAUUUGACCCAAAAGCCAUGUACUCUCGUCUCGCGGCGUGCUAA